Messenger RNA from Girardinichthys multiradiatus, 2168 nucleotides. Its product is annotated as lecithin retinol acyltransferase-like. The transcript has 2 exons. Bases 416 to 1399 code for a protein of 327 amino acids. Gene Ontology annotation, biological process: retinol metabolic process. The record is from RefSeq and is a predicted model, not a curated record. Gene Ontology annotation, molecular function: phosphatidylcholine-retinol O-acyltransferase activity. NCBI's taxonomy places the organism in Eukaryota, Metazoa, Chordata, Actinopteri, Cyprinodontiformes, Goodeidae.
UGGUUUAUUUGCUGUUAUUUUUGUUACUUUUCAGGUCAGAAACGUGUUUAUAAAAAGGUAAUUGGAACCUCCUCAUAAUGUAGCAAUUACUGUUAAUAUUUGUCAUGCAGGCAGAGCAGCGAGGUGAAGAAAACUUUAUUAAGAACAAUAACAGGAUUUAUGAUGUUGGUUUGAAGAAACAGGACAGGCAUGGGAAUAACAAGCAGGGCAACGGAGCAACAGCCAUGAAGUCAACAGAGGAAACCAGCAAAGAAUGUAGAAAACCAGUUAGCUUACAUACAGAGACGGGGUUGACAUCAUUAUUAUAGUUAUUAUAUCCAUCAUGUUCCCUUCAGUUCAUGCUGACCUGACCUUUGUUAGGUCUUAUUACUGUUCCAGCAGGAGUUAAUCAGGAGGAGAUUUCAGUGGUUUUCUGAUGAUUAGCUGGUUGAUAAAUGAGGUCAGUCUUUAUGUGGAGGCCAUUAUUUCCAUCCCAGUUUCUCUAAUCAGGUGUUCUGUAGUAACUUCUCGCAUCCAGCAUCAGAAGACCUUGCCCUGCAUCCUGCUAAGGUUGGAAAGCCCCUCUUCCUCUCUGUCUAACACACAUCCACGCCCCCGCAGUAAAACUGGUCUGUCUGCAGGCAGCCGCCCAGAAACAGACCCACCAGUUAAAGAAAGUAGCCAGUUUUCCUCUCCUGCUUCAGCCAUGCUGGACACCCUCACCUUCCUCCUGGAGAGACUCUUCCUCCUCGCUCACAUCAAGCUGUCCAGCCUGCUGCCACCGCUGGCCCGCAGCUGUGACCGGGAGGACCCGGCCCCGCAGCCCCCCGCAGCACCAGCAGCGACAGCCCCGCACAGGUUCCAGCGGGGGGAUCUGCUGGAGGUCCCCCGAACCCUCUUCACGCACUUCGGGAUCUACCUGGGCGACAACCGCGUAGCGCACCUCAUCCCGGACAUCCUGCCGGUGCUGACCUCCGACAGCCGGCAGAUCCAGGAGAUGGUGACCAACAGCCGGCUGCUGCUCGGGGUCCUCUCCAAGCGCGCCAGCAUCCGGGUGGACUCCGUGGAGGACUUCGCCUACGGAGCCGGGAUCCUGCUGAACGCCAUGGACCGGGCGGUGCUCCAGAGCCCGCUGCCCGGGGAGGAGGUGGCCCGGCAGGCUGAGCGGCUGGUCGGCGGGGUGUCCUACAGCCUGCUGUGGAACAACUGCGAGCACUUUGUCACCUACUGCCGCUACGGGGCUGCGCAGAGCCUGCAGACCGACAAGUUCUGCCAGUGGCUGAAGUCGCUGAUCCGGGACCAGCGGAGCGUCCUCCUGACUGGCCUGUUGGGCCUCCUCUCCAUGGUGUGUUUGGGAGUAUCCCCCAGCACGGCCCUGCCCACCGCCCUCAUCCCCUUCACCCUGUGGAUGGCCAGCUAAGAGCCGCCUGGUCCCAGUUCACCUUCAGUGUUGGAGGCCUGCCAGUUCAAGACAAACCCAGAGACUCUGUUCUGAAAGACCAAGUCCAACGUCUGACCUUCAUGUCAUUUCAGCUGCCUGUUUGUAGACCUGAACUGUGAGGAAAGUGAUAGUUUUGUGAGAAAUGUGUUUGAGCAAACAGAUAAAAUGGAGGAGUGGUAAAUGGAGGUGUUUGGUUUUUAUCAAGUGACAGAAACUCUAACCUCGUAUGAUGAAUCUGAUGGUUUCAAUGAAAGUGAAGACAUUUUCUGCCAGUUUUACCCACUUCACAUCAGCCAAUCAGAAGACAGAAAGCUCUUAAAGAGACAGGAACCAAAACAGCUGAAAUGAACAUUUUAGUUCAGUUCUUAAACAUUUCUUCAAAUGCACUUCUAAUUUCGUGUUAUUUAGGUCAUGUUUCUAAUUUUGAUCUUUUACUGACGACUAAAAGCACUCGUCAGCUGAAACCUUUCAAACGCCUGGUUUCUAAACUUCCUUUUUCUGGAUCUUUUCCCCAGAGUCUUGUCAGUGCACCUCGAUAAAGUCCAGUCCUCUUGGCUAAAUCUCUACAAUAAGACGUAAAACUGUAUUUCUGCAGCUGUUUUGUUGAUUGGUUCAGCACUGAAACCUGGUGAAGAUGUAAAUAUCUGUAAAUAUCCUUCAGGACCUGAUUGUUUCCUAACAGUCACAAACUUUUUUACAGUUUCGUAACUCUUUGUAUUGUUUUUGUGUAAAUAAAGAAGAAAGAUGA